Molecule: messenger RNA, 1082 nt
Organism: Lotus japonicus
Lineage: Eukaryota; Viridiplantae; Streptophyta; Magnoliopsida; Fabales; Fabaceae
Product: ras-related protein RABB1c
Exons: 6
Coding region: 215-850 (211 amino acids)
Cellular component (GO): Golgi apparatus
Molecular function (GO): GTP binding; GTPase activity
Source: RefSeq, a predicted model, not a curated record
AGAAGAAAAGUGAGAGAAAGAAGGAACCUAGAGAGAGAAAGUAGAGAAAGAAACGUAUUUGCCUCGCUGGAACAGAGAGACAGAGAGAAGAAGCAACAGUUUUUGUUUAUAUUUUGAUUUCCUUUUGACUCUCUUCUCUUCUCUUCUCUUCUCUUCAUCUUCUUCUUCAACCUUCUUCCUCUGUUCGGAAUUCGAACGAUCUCAACUUCACAGCAUGUCUUACGCUUACCUCUUCAAAUACAUCAUCAUCGGCGACACCGGAGUUGGAAAAUCAUGCCUUCUACUUCAAUUCACCGACAAGCGCUUUCAACCCGUUCAUGACUUGACAAUCGGUGUUGAAUUUGGAGCUAGGAUGAUCACAAUUGACAAUAAGCCAAUCAAGUUGCAAAUAUGGGAUACGGCUGGUCAAGAAUCCUUCAGAUCUAUUACAAGGUCUUAUUACAGAGGGGCUGCAGGUGCACUGCUCGUUUAUGAUAUAACCAGGAGGGAGACAUUUAAUCACUUGGCUAGUUGGUUGGAAGAUGCAAGGCAGCACGCUAAUGCAAAUAUGACAAUUAUGCUGAUUGGCAACAAGUGCGAUCUUGCUCACAGACGGGCUGUAAGCACAGAGGAAGGUGAGCAGUUUGCAAAGGAACAUGGAUUGAUCUUCAUGGAGGCUUCAGCUAAAACUGCUCAGAAUGUUGAAGAGGCAUUCAUAAAAACAGCUGCAACCAUAUACAAAAAGAUUCAGGAUGGAGUUUUUGAUGUAUCAAAUGAGUCUUAUGGAAUUAAAGUAGGAUAUGGUGGAAUUCCUGGACCAUCUGGAGGUAGGGAUGGCCCUUCUGCCUCGGCUGGAGGCUGCUGCAGUUGAAGUGAACAUAUUGCAACCUAUUUGCUUCGAUGUAGUUCUAUAUGCAGUCUCUUCCUUACUUUUAUUCUGGGUUUGGAUAUCAAGAUAUAUAUGCUCAACGUCCACUGAUGAAGUCAGAUAAUUGUAUAAUGUUUUCUUUUAAAUCUUUACUCUGCUUCUUUGACUUAAACUGAUAUUUGUCCAUAUUUGUGUGCAGAAUUAAUUGAUCUCUUGUUUCAUAUGUGUUAAAUAA